This is a messenger RNA of Sphenostylis stenocarpa, 1659 nucleotides long. The record is from the annotation of a GenBank genome assembly. NCBI's taxonomy places the organism in Eukaryota, Viridiplantae, Streptophyta, Magnoliopsida, Fabales, Fabaceae.
AUGGUGAAUCCUCGAUUUCCACAUUCCACCAUCCCAACUCUCACUCUCACCACUUCUGCUAUCUCCAUUGCCUUCUGCAUUGUCCUCACUCUAUCUUUUCUGGUCACGCAUUCUUAUUCCGCCCACCACACGGAUUCUAAAAGUGGUGUUGCACACGGAUUUGAAUCAACUAGGAGAUCCAUUCUUGCUCUGAAAACAGAUCCCCUCAAGCCUCGCUUGGACCAGAUUCGCAAGCAAGCUGAUGAUCAUCGUUCUUUGGCUCUUGUGUAUGCUUCCUAUGCACGCAAGCUCAAGCUUGAGAGCUCAAAACUUGUAAGGGUUUUCUCAGAGCUAUCUCGCAACUUCAUGGAUCUAAUGAACAAACCUCAAUACAGGCCUCUUUUUGGCAAUGAUGUAUCCCCAGUUGAUGAAUCAGCGCUUCGCCAAUUGGAGAAGGAAGUGAAGGAGCGCAUUAAAACUGCCCGCCAGGUGAUCGGGGAUGCAAAAGAGUCCUUUGAUAACCAACUCAAGAUUCAGAAGUUGAAGGAUACAAUUUUUUCAGUGAAUGAGCAAUUAACUAAGGCAAAGAAACAAGGAGCUUUCUCAAGCCUCAUUGCUGCCAAAUCAAUUCCAAAGGGCUUGCAUUGUCUCUCCAUGAGGUUGAUGGAAGAGAGGAUUGCCCAUCCUGAGAAGUAUUCAGAUGAGGGAAAGCCUACCCCUCCAGAAGUUGAAGAUCCUAGGUUGUACCACUAUGCCUUAUUCUCAGAUAAUGUCCUUGCAGCAUCUGUUGUGGUCAAUUCGGCAAUGAAGAAUGCUAGGGAACCGCAUAAGCACGUUUUUCAUGUUGUGACUGAUAAGAUGAACCUUGGAGCAAUGCAGGUGAUGUUUAAGUUGAAGGAUUAUAAUGGUGCACACAUUGAGGUUAAGGCAGUGGAGGAUUACAAGUUCCUGAAUUCUUCUUAUGUGCCAGUCCUUCGACAAUUGGAGUCUGCUAAUCUGCAGAGAUUUUACUUUGAGAACAAGCUUGAGAAUGCUACAAAGGACACAACCAAUAUGAAGUUUAGGAAUCCCAAAUAUUUGUCAAUAUUGAACCAUUUGAGGUUCUACUUGCCAGAAAUGUACCCAAAACUUCAUAAAAUUUUGUUUUUGGAUGAUGACAUUGUGGUUCAGAAGGACCUUACUGGGCUAUGGAAGAUUGAUAUGGAUGGCAAGGUGAAUGGAGCUGUAGAAACAUGUUUUGGGUCAUUCCAUAGAUAUGCACAAUACAUGAAUUUCUCGCACCCCUUGAUUAAAGAAAAAUUCAGUCCAAAGGCUUGUGCAUGGGCUUAUGGAAUGAAUUUCUUUGAUUUGGAUGCUUGGAGAAGGACAAAAUGCACUGAAGAAUAUCAUUACUGGCAGAAUCUGAACGAGAACAGAACACUAUGGAAAUUAGGGACAUUGCCACCGGGUCUAAUCACAUAUUACUCAACAACAAAGCCACUGCAUAAGUCAUGGCAUGUUCUUGGACUUGGCUAUAAUCCUAGCAUUGGCAUGGAUGAGAUCAAGAAUGCAGCAGUGGUGCACUUCAACGGCAACAUGAAACCAUGGCUUGACAUUGCAAUGUCUCAAUUCAAGCCACUUUGGACAAAGUAUGUUGACUACGAAUUAGAUUUCAUUCAGGCCUGCAAUUUUGAUUUCUAA